This is a messenger RNA of Peromyscus eremicus (cactus mouse), 2629 nucleotides long. RefSeq names its product kelch like family member 42 (gene Klhl42). NCBI's taxonomy places the organism in Eukaryota, Metazoa, Chordata, Mammalia, Rodentia, Cricetidae. The transcript is spliced from 3 exons. The coding region runs from base 56 to 1537 and encodes 493 amino acids. Gene Ontology annotation, molecular function: protein binding. The record is from RefSeq and is a predicted model, not a curated record.
UGUGAGCCGGGGGGAGGAGCCUGCGCGGCCGGGCUGCGGGCGCAGCGGCCCAGCCAUGUCCGCCGAGGAGGUGGUGCAGAUCCGCCUGGAAGGCCGAUGCUACCCGGUGAGCAAGAGCAAGCUGAUCGAACAAAGCGACUACUUCCGCGCGCUCUACCGCUCCGGCAUGCGUGAGGCCGUGCGGCCCGAGGCCGGCCCCGAGGUGCAGCAGCUGCGCGGCCUGAGCGCGCCGGGCCUGCGGCUGGUGCUGGACUUCAUCAACGCGGGCGGCGCGCACGAGGGCUGGGGCCUGGGCGAGGACGAGCUGGCCGAGGCCAGCGUGCUGGCCGAGCUGGUGGAGGCCGCGUCCUUCCUGCAGGUCACGGCGCUGCUGCGCCUGCUGCUGUCGCAUGUGCGUCUGGGCAACUGCUUGGAGCUGUACCGCCUGGCUCAGGUGUACGGGCUGCCCGACCUGCAGGACGCCUGCCUGCGCUUCAUGGCCCUGCGCUUCCACCAGGUGCUGUGCCAGCCGCAGUUCCCGCUGCUGCUGUCGCCGCCGCAGGCCCCCGGGGACUGUAGCCUGAAGCAGAGGCUGCGGGAGGCCCGCAUGCGCGGGACCCCGGUCCUGGUGGCCCUGGGGGACUUCCUCGGGGGACCCCUGGCCCCGCACCCGUAUCAGGGGGAACCCCCGUCCAUGCUUAGGUACGAGGAGACCACGGAACGCUGGUUCCCGCUGGCCAACAACCUGCCCCCCGACCUGGUGAACGUCAGGGGCUACGGCUCAGCCAUCUUGGACAACUACCUCUUCAUCGUGGGCGGGUACAGGAUCACUAGCCAGGAGAUCUCGGCCGCGCACUCCUACAACCCCACCACGAACGAGUGGCUGCAGGUGGCCUCCAUGAACCAGAAGCGCUCUAACUUCAAACUCGUGGCUGUCAGUUCAAAGCUCUACGCUAUCGGUGGGCAGGCUGUGUCUAACGUGGAGUGCUACAAUCCUGAGCAGGAUGCAUGGAAUUUUGUGGCUCCACUGCCAAAUCCUCUGGCUGAGUUUUCUGCAUGCGAGUGCAAGGGGAAGAUUUACGUCAUCGGUGGCUAUACCACCCGAGAUCGCAACAUGAACAUCCUGCAGUAUUGCCCCUCUUCUGACCUCUGGACGCUGUUUGAGACCUGUGAUGUCCAUAUCCGCAAGCAGCAGAUGGUGUCUGUGGAGGAGACCAUCUACAUUGUGGGUGGCUGUCUCCAUGAACUGGGUCCCAACCGCAGGAGCAGCCAGAGUGAGGACAUGCUCACCGUGCAGUCCUACAACACGGUCACUCGGCAGUGGCUCUACCUGAAAGAGAACACGUCCAAAUCGGGCCUGAACUUGACGUGUGCACUGCACAAUGAUGGCAUCUACAUCAUGAGCAGGGACGUCACUCUGUCCACCAGCUUGGAGCACCGAGUGUUUCUCAAGUACAACAUCUUUGCCGACAGCUGGGAAGCCUUCCGGCGGUUCCCAGCCUUCGGACAUAACUUGUUGAUUUCCUCUCUCUAUCUACCCAAUAAAGCAGAGACCUGAACAAUUCAACAGUAUUUAAAAGAAAGAUCUGGUUCAAGAAAAAAAAAAAACCAACUCUUUGAAAUACUGAUCCCUGAGGGGACAAAGUAGACUACCGUAGGUCAUGUACGUAGGAGGCUCAGCUGUAAAUAAGCUUUCUUGAGCUAAUUACUUGAAAACUUGGGGGAAAGAAACCAACAUUAUUCCUUAUAGGUUGUUUUUUUACAUCAUGGGAACAAAUGUCAUGAUAAGUAUUCAUCCAAACAGUCUUGGGCCAACAACUAAAAGCCAACAUUAAAAAGUAGACUGCUGGGGUUGCUCCACCAGGGCCAAGGUCAAUAGCUGACGUGAUAGUAGUCAUGGUUUUGUUCUGUGUUUUCCCCACUGCGGUAGAAUCUAGGGCCUCACGCUAGUCCCAUAAAGAUUACUUUAAAAUACUAUUUCUUUAGGUCACCUGAGAUGUCAUUAGUAGGGGAUGUUCAGUAUUUCUGACAAGUGUUAGGAGCCACCUCCUCACUCCUCCAGCCUCCUGUCACCCCGUUUUUCUGGUCAAGCAUUUUAUUGUAUAUUUGCUUUCAGGAACCCUAACAGAUGUGUCCAAUCUUUUGACAUUUAGACAUUGCAUUACCAUUUAUCAAGUUUGUGCACAACUGAGUUAUCUUUAAAAAAAAAAACCCACAAAACUCUUAUUAAUGUUUUAAGUAAGGUCCUGAUGUUGUGUUAGCUAGAGUUACAGCAUCCUCAGGGGCCCAUGAGCUAUGGCACCAUGCCUGAUACAAUGGUAGAACCAGACAGAGAAUCCACACAACCAACUGGUCCGUCCAAAAACUUGGAUAAGCACCUUCUCAGCCACUUGAGAAUGCUAUGUAAGCAGACUUGUCAACCUCGUACGUUUGUGUGGCGAAUGCAGGUCUGCAUGGGUCACAGACCCUGCAUUGUGAGAUCUUUGUUUUUAGAAGAUUGCUAUUAACGUUUUAUAAAUUGUGUCUUAAAUGAGGGAGUACCGCAUAAGGAAACAUGCCUUUAUGAGUUAUUUUUAUUGAAUGUAUUGACUUAGAUCUUGUUUCAAGAUUUAAAAUAAAGAACAAAACAGAACAAACUUUUGCACAUUUA